UUUGAUUCAUUAAUCAAUGACUGUCUUACGUUGCUAAUUUGUUAGUUAUUACUUGUUGUAGUGCUACAAAUCUUGUUAUGCGUACUGAACGUUGAAUCUAAUUUGUAAAGACUAUGACGAGCUUGAUAGAUAAAAUUGAACAAUUAAUAAAACGGGAAAAAACAACACCCGAACGUAAAAAAGAUGACUCCAAAAAGUCAUCCAGUGAAAUUCUCUCGGAAUUGUUUAGUGCUUUUAACGCGGAUCCCCCGAAAAUAGAUGAAAUUCCUUCUAAGAAAUCAAAGAAGAGUAAGAAGAAGCAUAAGAAGGAAAAGAAAAAACGCAGCCGGAGUUCUAGUAGCGACAGCUCGGACGAUAGUGAGUACACACACAAACGGAAAAAGCGAAAAAAGAGUAAGUCCAAGAAACGUGCUAGAGAAAGCCGAUCACCUUCAUAUCCGUACCCGCUGACACCAGUGCGAGUCAAACCAGAAAAUGACCAGGUAACAAUAAAACAGGAAAAAGAAAUAAAGUUAGAAGAUGUCAAGCCUAAGGAAGUUAAACUUGAAAAGGAUGUUAAAAAGCAUGUGGCAGUUAAGGUGGAAGAUGAAUCUAUUUCAUUGUCACCCCCACAUCCCAUGCCUAUGUCGAUAGACUCCAAAAAACCUGUAGACUUGCGGGAAAAACUGGAUGAAAAGAAGGUUGAGGUUUGUAAUGCAGACAAUGAUAAAUCAAAAGGAAAAAUUCAAAUAAAGAAUCUUAAAUUUAGUGCAGUAUAUGAGGAGACAGUGAAGAAAGCAGAAGAAGAGGCUAGAAAGAAAGCAGAAAAGUAUGAAGAAGGUGAAUAUACCGAUUCAUCCAGCAGCACUGAGAAGGAAAUUGUAUGUAACUCACAGUUCCCAAAAACAUCUGAUCCUGGAGGUAUACUUAAGAAACAAGCUGAGGAAGAAUCAUCAAAAAUAGAAAUAAAUGGAGAUUCAAAGUCUGCAGCAAAGAAAAGUAAAAAGUCUGAAAGCUCAUCAAAAUCAUCAAGGAGAGAUCGAAGCAAAACUCCUAAAAGGUCUAGAAGUAAAUCUAGGAGAUCAUCGUCAACAUCCAGAAAGCGUCAUCAUCGUUCCAGUUCUAAGACGAGACGCAGCAGUAGGUCGCGGCAUCGCUCCUCAUCUCGGUCUCGAAGGAGGUCAAGGUCACGAUCUCGGCGAAGGUCGAGGUCAAGGUCUCGACAUAGGACCAGACGGUUAUCACCUAGACAUGGAAGAAGGAGAUCUAGAUCACCGACUGGCGUUAAAUUAGCAGAUAGUGAAAAGAAACGGCUGCUAGAAGUUGCUAGAAGGAACGCUAUAAAUAUGCUCAAGAAUGGCGCGGUACCCGCCGGAGCCGCUGCCUUGCCGCCACAUACUAGGAAUCAAGUCAUGGCUGCAAUUCAAUCGGGAGGUAAAUCAGUAGAUGAACUGACUGAUUUCUGUAAACACUUAUCCAAGAAAGAAGCGCUGGGUGAACUAUCAUCUGUCUCAUCAAACGACGAUGAUAUGAGUGAGAACGAAGAUACGCUCGCAUUCCAUCAUCCCUUCCUUGUAAAGGAGAAGGCUCCUAUCGUUAUGAAUAUAAGGGGAGGUGCUCCUCUACCAAUCAAAACAAAUCCUCUCCCUAUAGCCAACAAGGAAGAGUUAAGGCUUCAGUUCCCCGUGUCUUCUGGCUCCCAGCACAGGGAGAAAGCAUCGGAAUGGGUGCCUGUCUCACCGCCUAAGAAGGAUAUGCAAGUGGCUAAGCUCAACUCCACUAGUUCUAAGACAAAAUCAAUCACUGCCUCUACUCCUUCCACAACGAACACAUGCACAGAAAUUGCCAAAAUAUCUGAAAGAUCUUUGAGUCCACCUGCUUAUAUGAAAAGUUUCACUUCUGGAAGUCAGCUGAACUCAGUGCCGGCGAUACCGGCGCUACCAGCUCCGGGUCCACAAGCUUACCCCCCGGGCGUAGAUGCACAGAAGAUGCAAGACGUGGCGUUGAUCGUGUCGCAGAAACUUUCAUUAAUUCGCAAGGAACAAGAAGAAAAUGAACUCUUUACAACACAUGGGUUUGGUUGGUCGGCGGGUGAAUCAUCACUUGGUCAGUUCACCGGUUCAACAGGAGCACAGAUAUUAACACCGAGGGAACUAGCAAGUGGUACACAAGCGUGGGCCAAAAAGGUACAAAUUAACAUUUCCAAUUUUAACAUCAUACUGUAUAACGUGUUUUUAGUGAAAUUGUUCUUUCAUUUUUACCAAAAAAUGUAUUUUUAUACAUGGCGUUGCGUUUGGCGUUUUUCAUUAUUUGCAUUGCGUAGAUUAUUCCCUUGCCUAAAGUAACAGCGACAUCUGGAAGCGGCGUAAGUGGAAUUUUGGAAUGCGCAGUAACAUCAUACAGAAAAACGUUCUUGAAUAAACAUCUCAUUGAAAUUUGAAUCUUAAUGACAAUUGAGAUCUAUUAACACUGGUACAUGAUUGAAGAACAUUUUCCUGUAUCCAGUAUGUACAAUAGUUUCACUGUUUAAGUAGGCUUGUAAUUCAAUAACAACCGAAAAUACAAUUCAACUUGACAAGACAUCUGUGUUGAUACUGAUCCUUAUUAAUGGGUGCCUUUUUAAAUAGUAUGUUAUUUUGUAGGUUAUUUAAAAUUUGUUUAAAAGUGUGAUUAUGAAAGAACAAUACGCUUGUAGGGGACAAAAAAAUAAAAUAUGCGUUAAAGUAUGAAACGAAAUCUAUUUUUGUGCUCAACUGUCAUUUUGUGUACUAUGUAUUGUGUUCAAUCUAUUUAUCUAUUAAACUUAUACCAAAUGCCA
This is a messenger RNA of Spodoptera exigua (beet armyworm), 2797 nucleotides long. The record is from the annotation of a GenBank genome assembly. Lineage: Eukaryota; Metazoa; Arthropoda; Insecta; Lepidoptera; Noctuidae.